CAACUCAAUAAAUAAAUAAAAAUACCUAAAAUCAAUCCAUUUCCCUUCAAUUCAUAAAAAUUCCUAAAAUCAAUCCAUUUCUUUUCAAUUCAAUUCCAGGUUCCUUUCCCUUUUUUCUUUUGAUCACAAUCCACACAUGUAUACACAUCUAUAUAGCUUUAAUCUUUAACACCCAUCUUUGUUUAAUUUGUAUACUUUUGUGCAUAUUGUUAUAUAUUUCUGUUGUUUAAUUUCUAUAAAAUUAGUUGAAUAUAAGCUGGUUGUCAUUGUACUUCAUUAAUUUACCCCCUUACAAUAUCUGGGUCUCCCUUCAAUUUGUAUUCCUGUAAUUGUAAUCCAAUAAAGUUUCAAGCUUUAUUAUAUAUUCAAGAAAAAAAAAAGAUUCCAAAAAUAUUAUACAGGUAAAUCUUGGGCUAUUUUAGUUGAAAGAUAAUCUAAACAUGGCUGAAUCAAUUUCUGCAACUUCCUUGUUAGGGUAUAGACCCAUUUUAGGUAGUUAUGUCAAAGAUUGUAAUUAUGGAAAACGAGUUGCGAUUAGCCCGAAUCGAUUGCCUAGGUUUCGGGCUAUUAGUUUUAAGGUUAAAGCUCAAGCAAUGGAGUUGACUAAAGAAGUGUAUAAUUUUAGAAAAGAAGAUAGGUUUCCUAAAGGUUCUGAUUAUGAAAUGGAUACUAGUUUAGAACGAAAACCCGGGUUGUGGCCACCCAAUAAUAAAGCUGAUAGCCCGUCUUUGCAUAACCCGUUGCUUAGACAAGAACGGAUGGGUUGUGGUUGGUUAGGUGCUAUAUUUGAAUGGGAAGGUGUGUUGAUAGAGGAUAAUCCUGAUCACGAGAAGCAGGCGUGGCUUGCGCUUGCUCAGGAAGAAGGCAAGUCUCAACCUCCUGCCUUCUUGCUUAAGAGAAUUGAAGGGAUGAAAAAUGAGCAGGCUAUUUCGGAAGUACUUUGUUGGUCUAGAGAUCCGAGUCAACUUAAGCGAAUGGCUUUAAGAAAAGAACAGAUUUAUAAAGCUUUACAAGGUGGGAUUUACAGGUUUCGUGAUGGGUCACAAGAGUUCAUGGAUGUGUUGACUCGUUACAAUAUUCCAAUGGCUUUAGUCUCGACACGUACACGAAAGAAUCUUGAAGAGGCAAUAGGUGCAAUUGGGAUAAAUGGUGUUUUUGAUGUUGUUGUAACUUCUGAGGAUGUUUAUAGAGGGAAACCCGACCCUGAGAUGUUUGCAUACGCAGCUCAAUUGUUGCAGUUUAUUCCUGAAAGGUGUAUUGUGUUUGGUAAUUCGAAUUUAAGUGUUGAAGCUGCUCAUGAUGCUAAAAUGAAGUGUGUAGCAGUGGCAAGUAAGCAUCCGGUUUACGAGCUAAGUGCUGCUGAUCUGGUGGUGAGACGGCUUGACGAGCUUUCGGUGGUUGAUUUGAAGAAUCUUGCUGAUAUAGAAACUUCUGAAUUUGGUGAACCAGAAGUGGAAAUGGAGUUGGAAGAAGCUGAAACACUUCCUUCUUCACGGGUGGCGGUAGAUGAUGAUGAUUUCUGGUAAUUUAUAUUAUACCUGUACAGUUUUAAUGGUGAAAUAUGCAUCUGCCACUUGAUAGUUCAUAUAAUUGGGGAAGGGAAAGGGGUAGUCUUUAUUGGAUUACUAUGUUAUAUGUAUUAUAUGUAUGUGUAAUAUGUAUAUAAAUAUUUUAUUUUUCAAA
Molecule: messenger RNA, 1683 nt
Organism: Erigeron canadensis
Lineage: Eukaryota; Viridiplantae; Streptophyta; Magnoliopsida; Asterales; Asteraceae
Product: 5-amino-6-(5-phospho-D-ribitylamino)uracil phosphatase, chloroplastic
Exons: 1
Coding region: 441-1526 (361 amino acids)
Source: RefSeq, a predicted model, not a curated record